UCCCAGAUUUGAAAUUCUUUUCUACCUAAUCAGCUGUGAGCUCUCCUUGUAAGCAUUUGAAAUGAACGGAUCUUGUUUGGAAUUAGAGAACCCGAUCCGAGACGCCAUUUCCAGGAUCCGAUUCGCUCCUCAAUCUAACAACCUCCUCAUUUCUUCUUGGGAUUCCAGUCUUCGACUGCUUGAGGUGGAUUGUUCUCAGCUCAGACUAGAAGCUUCAUCCGAGGCUGCGCUUCUUGACUGUUGUUUCCAGGAUGAAUCUGUCGCCUUCAGUGCUGGCUCUGAGGGUUCUAUUACAAGGUAUGAUUUGCAGUCUGGAAUCAGCAAUAAAAUUGGAAAUCAUGAUGAUAUGGUAACCUGUGUGGAAUAUUCUACUGAAACACGUCAAGUGAUUACAGCAGGCUUUGAUAAGAAGAUCAUAGCUUGGGACAUGUUUGGAGCAAAACCCCUUGUGUUCGUGAAAAAUCUAGAUGCAGAAGUGGAGUCAAUGUCACUCUCUGGAUUUGAAUUGAUAGUCGCGGUUGGAUCAUCAGUAGAUAUUUAUGACCUGCGUAACCUAGACCAAUCUGUUCAAUCAAAUGAAUCUUGUAUGGAUGUUCCAAUACGAUGUGUCUCCUCAAUUCCUUAUUGUAAAGGAUAUGCAGUUGGAUCGGUAGAUGGACGAGUAAAGUUAGAGAUUUCAUAUCCUUCCGUUUCAAACAACAUGGGGUAUAUGUUCCGAUGUCAUCCAAAAUCAAGAGACCGAAGAAACCAUGUAGUACCGGUGAAUGACAUUGCAUUCAACCCAUUCAUCUCAGGUGUUUUUGUCACGGGUGAUAAUGCGGGUUAUGUUACUGCAUGGGAUGCCAAAAGUAGAAGAAGACUCUUUGAGUUGCCUAGUUGCUCAAACAGUAUUGCAUCCUUAACAUACAACCACGAAGGACAAAUUUUGGCUGUUGCAUCAAGCCAUACUUAUAAAGAGGCCACUGAAAUAGAAAAACCCCCACAGAUAUUUGUGCAUGAACUUGACGAAAGCCAUUUGAGAUCAGUUUCUGAUGGAAGUUCAACUUAGUCAUAAUGUGUGACGAGGAUCACCAUUUCGAAUCGAAAGCCGAUGCCGGAGCUUCUAAAACUUUUCCUCAGCAGGCCGGCACCAUCCGUAAGAACGGUUACAUCGUGAUCAAAGGCCGUCCUUGCAAGGUUAUGGAAGUUUCGACUUCGAAGACCGGAAAACAUGGGCACGCGAAAUGUCAUUUCGUCGGAAUCGAUAUCUUCACCGGUAAAAAGGUUGAAGAUAUUGUUCCUUCGUCUCACAACU
Messenger RNA from Hibiscus syriacus, 1294 nucleotides. RefSeq names its product mitotic checkpoint protein BUB3.3-like. Lineage: Eukaryota; Viridiplantae; Streptophyta; Magnoliopsida; Malvales; Malvaceae. The record is from RefSeq and is a predicted model, not a curated record. The coding region runs from base 62 to 1048 and encodes 328 amino acids. The transcript is spliced from 11 exons. Gene Ontology annotation, biological process: mitotic spindle assembly checkpoint signaling. Gene Ontology annotation, cellular component: bub1-bub3 complex; mitotic checkpoint complex; phragmoplast. Gene Ontology annotation, molecular function: ubiquitin binding.